Molecule: messenger RNA, 486 nt
Organism: Phytophthora infestans T30-4
Lineage: Eukaryota; Oomycota; Peronosporomycetes; Peronosporales; Peronosporaceae
Exons: 5
Coding region: 1-486 (161 amino acids)
Source: RefSeq, a predicted model, not a curated record
AUGCUUUUCACAGACCAGCAAUGUCAAACCCGGUAUAUUAUGAAAAACAUGAAGACAAAGUGGGCUUCUGCGCGUGAAGAUGAGGGUCGCACUGGUAAUUGCGGCCCUAUCAGACGUCCUAAGCAUUACUCAAUCAUGAAGGACUAUUGGGGAGAUGCAACGGGCAUGAACAACCGCCCGCAUCUAAGUGCCGAGAACAUGGAUACUAUUGCAGCCGCAUGUGACGCAGUGAUCCGUGUAAAGCGUACUCAAGGUGAGUGUGUUGAAGCUAAUUUAGGAGCUGUCGCCAAGGGAUUUAGCGAAGGCCUGGUGGUACUAGGGAAAGGCCUUGCUGACAAGCAAACUGAGCUUUUCCAGAUUCAGAGCGACCGAGCGCACGCUCAAACCCUGCAGCUGCUAGAGCAAAUUGAAACCCAGAGCGAGCAACUUCGUCAACAGAACCAAAACAUGAGAGAGCUGCUAAAUUUGAUUCGUCACAGAAACUAG